This is a messenger RNA of Fopius arisanus, 2751 nucleotides long. RefSeq names its product TAK1-associated binding protein 2 (gene Tab2). The record is from RefSeq and is a predicted model, not a curated record. The transcript is spliced from 10 exons. Gene Ontology annotation, molecular function: ubiquitin binding. Bases 337 to 2046 code for a protein of 569 amino acids. NCBI's taxonomy places the organism in Eukaryota, Metazoa, Arthropoda, Insecta, Hymenoptera, Braconidae.
UAGUCUUACACUACGUGAACAGCUGAUCGGUCAUCAGCAACCGACGGUGAGAUAUUACUGAUAUACAUCAAUCAUUCCAGAAAUAAAAAAAAGUCUUUCGAAUAAUAAUUGUGCUCUCACUAAGUGGAGUAUAAAAUGAAGAAGUGAAUCCCAUCCAUCAUUUGAUUUGUAUUAAUUGAAAUUCUCACACCUACGCCUAUACGUGUAAAAUCAACCGAAACUUGAAUUUUCACCAUCAUAGAUUUUUGUGUACGUUGAAAUUCCUUCUGGAGCAUCUCAAUGAUUGUUGUUGUGAAUUCGUGCAAGUAGUCUUCGCCAGAAGAAUGGCGUCCUACAAUGGAGGAGUGUCAUUGCUCUAACAUCGUGAUCAUGCAGCUAUUCCAUGAAUUGAAGCAACAAUUUCCAGCUUUGCCAGACUACAUAGUAUCUCAGUGCAUCGCCCAGAAUAGCUACGACAGGGAGGUAUGUACACGAAGUUUACGCGCAGCACAGGCUUCUCGUUCAUCUCCUGGUGCCUUUCCACCGAUCGCGCCUGAACCACUACCAUCGCGAUAUGAUAUAAAUAUUGGAGACCAAAGAGACAGGAAAAUAAUCCAAAAUUCCUAUCUGAAUCAUCCUAGACCGCAGCGAGCCAAUUCCCUAAGUAUUGGGAAAUUCCGCCGGUGUGUCAGUCCUAAUUAUCCAAGAGCUCAAUUUUCACCAACACCGUCUCCUCUACGUUCUACUAAUUACUCUUCGAAGAGUUUAUUCGACGACUUAUCAGCAAGGAGGACGAUUAACGUUCCAGAUGAUUCGGUGAAUAGACCAGUGGGAGAUAAACUGACAAGGGGAUUCCAACUCAAUGUCAAUGUCGCUUGCCGUCCUGCUUGUAAAGCUCAUUUUUAUACAGACCUCAGACCUUUUCUAGACCGGCGUAAUGUGAGUGAUGAAUCACAAUUACAUCAUAAAGAAUCAAGACUGGCAGUGAACCAUAGACUUGAAACCUUAGAUCAGACGCGGGGUUACACGUCUGUUAGUUUAAUUCUCAGACCCCCGUCCUCUGAGCCACAACCUCCUAUCGAUAUACAAUCUCAAGGGUCAAGCUUAACUUAUACAACUUCUUCGUCAGAUUGUAGAGGCUUUCAAAGCCGCUUGUUAAUCAGUAUCGGUCCUGGAAAAGUCGGCAACGUGGCUGCAGCGAGAAUAAAAUCGCGAAUGGGUGUUACGAGGCCCAAUUCAUUGGUGUCAGCCAUUCAGAAUACAUCGAAUAAAUCGACAGCCGCGACUCUAUCUUCUAGUCAACUCACAAAACCAACUAUGAUUUCUUCACCAACUGGACCAUUAACUAUUGGUGUCACAAUCCCCAACACCUUUCAGAAUUCUUCCAAUUUAUCAUCCAUAAUGACUUCUCCCCAAACGACCGCUUGUAUAAGCACUAAUCGUAAUAGAACACCAUUAAAUCAAGUCGCGGACCAUCAGAAAAAACGAGUCACUGAACAACUGAAAAGAAAAGAAAGAUUAGUCCAUGAACUGAGGAUGGAGAGAACAAGAUUGGAAACGAUGAAAAAGGAUCUUCAAAUUCUCUUGAGGCCUGUGGAUCCUACUGUGUCUCCUCAAGAACUGAAGACAAAGCUUCGAAGUGAAAUUUAUCAGCUUCAAGUUGAAUGCGAUAGAUUGGCUGAUGAAGUCGAUCAAAGAUCCGAUCCAAGAGUUCCAUUCGGCGAAACAAACGAAGAAUUCUACCAGGGAAUUUAUACAGGACAAUCUCUCAAUAUCCCAUCGUUCAGUCUGAGACCCCAACCCCCGUUACCGACCAAUCCACCAGCUUGGGAGCCUCGAGACUUACGAGGUAAUCCCGCGCAUCAUGAUAGAGAUGACAGAGACGGUCCAUCGUGGGUUUGUCGCAUGUGCACUUUCGACAAUCAUCCAUUAAUGGACAAAUGUGAACAGUGCGACAUGCCAAAGUUUCGAGUUGCCGAUACAGGAGAGACGCAGGAUAUUCACAUAAGAGUCACGCGUCACCAUAAUUUUUCAACCAGACGAACAAUGGAUAGCUGGGUUGUUUAACACGUUAUACGUCUUAUCUUCAAUCGUAAAGGAGAUAUAAAUAAAAUAUUCCUAGCCCAUUAGCUGUUCUUUAACAAUCUUAGAAUUUCUUUAUCUUAAUAUGUAACUUAUUGCGCAUGGAACGACACUGAAAAAGUCAGUCGGUUCUGCACAUUGUAAUUAAAUCAAAAAUUGCCAUAUUUAAUAUUUCGUUUUUUAAUCCAAAAAUAGGAAAAAAAGUGAGUUCUUUCAGAAAUAAAACAUUACUUGGUAGUCGCUUUAUAUUAUUUAUUAUUUAUACAACAUUUUUUAUUCACUAUCAUUGCACAUUAAAAAUACUGUUCCAUCACUUCCAACGCUAAUCGAGAAAUUCAGGAGUAAAAAGCGUUAAAAUUUAUUCAGGAGGAAUGCCCCAAUUUUAUUCUAUCAUUUUCCAUAUCUCGAAUGUCUACGAAAUUUGGAAUUGGGAGGUAGUGUUUUCUCACGACGACAGAGUUGAAACUUUUCUUUUCACUUACAAUCAAACAGAUCUCUCCAUUACACUCCAAACAUCAUCACCGCUUCAUAUCGUAAUUCCACAGAGCUUCACAAUUUAUUUUUAAUUUUGGUAUGAGUCUUUAAAAACCCAUAACAGUCUUUGCGUUGAGGAAAAUGAAAUGUACAUUAUACAGCCAAUUAUUUUUACUCCAAACAUUUUUUCUAUUACGACAAUUGUACGUAAUCAAA